AUGCCUCACAAGCGAAAAGCGGCCUCGCCACAACAACUUUCGCCUUUCAAGAAACAACAUGUGUCUCCGGACAAGUCGAAUGGCGCCAGUGCUACCGAUCAAUAUCAAAACAACAGUGGCUUACAGCCCAAUCUUCAGCCUCACUUCUACCCACCCGAAAUCUCAUCCUCGCGAUGUGCCCAAUAUGCCAAUGGCGAGCUCUCCAAACCGAUCGAUGUCCUCGAAACAGCUCUAGCCUCCACCUCGACUCAACGACAGGCCAUUGCAGGAGGCCGAGCAGUUCUUCAUUGGUUCAAGCGAGAUCUGCGAGUCGACGACAACCGAGCUCUACAUGCAGCCAGUCAGAAAGCUGUCGGAUUGGGCAUUCCUCUGUUGACGAUGUGCAUCGUCUCGCCGCAGGACUACGAAGCUCACUCGACUGCUCCGGUCCGAGUAGACCUUGAGUUGCGAACGCUGGAAGUGUUGAAGGCGGAGCUUGCCGAGUUGAACAUUCCGCUCUUCACCGCAACAGUCGAGAGGCGAAGGGAUGUUGUCGACUUCGUCCUGGACAGAUGCGAAGAGUGGGGCGUGCGACAUAUCUACUGCAACAUGGAGUAUGAAGUCGAUGAGUUGCGUCGAGAAGCGAAGAUGGUUAGGAAAGGGCUAGACAGAGGCAUCGCAGUUAAAGUGCUGCACGACGAUAUCCUCGUUCCACCCGGCGUGCUGAAGAACGGACAAGGAGAAGAAUUCACAGUCUACUCACCUUGGAUGCGAGCAUGGGAGAAACAUCUACAAACUCAUCCAAGUCGGACAGAAAUCUCUCCUUCCCCAACAGCGAACCCACCAGAAGCCAGAAAUCUCUUCUCCUCCCUCUUCUCCCUUCCCAUCCCACCAGCACCUCCAUCGAAGUCCCUCACUCCUGAAGAACGAGACCGCUUCACCCACCUCUACCCAGCCGGCUCUCCCGCCGCCCGAGCACGCCUUGCCCACUUUCUGUCGUCCAAAGCGCAUCAGUACAACGCCAGCCGAUCCGAUCCUGCGGCCCACGCCACCUCUCUUCUUUCGCCACACCUCUCCGUGGGCUCCAUCUCCGCCCGCACUAUCCUCUCCCUAACCCGCUCCAUCGGCCAACCCUCCAACCUCUCCGACUGGUCGCGCGACGGCUCAAGAGGAGGCUCUGGCUCAGCAACCUGGAUCCGCGAACUCGCAUGGCGAGAAUUCUACCGCCACAUCAUGAUCGCGCACCCAUGGAUUUCGAUGGGAAAGCCGUUUCAGUAUGAGCUGAGUCCCAGUAAUAUCAGCUGGACUCCCGAACCCCUCGCAACCACAUACUUCACCGCCUGGAGCCAAGGCUGCACCGGAAUCCCCAUCAUCGACGCGGGAAUGCGCCAACUCCUCCAUCUCGGCUGGAUGCACAAUCGUCUCCGCAUGAUCACCGCCUCCUUCCUAACUCAUCACCUUGGAGUCGACUGGAGGAGGGGAGAAGAGUGGUUCAUGCUUCACCUUGUGGAUGGCGACGUAGCGAGUAACUCUGGCGGGUGGGGAUUUUGCUCGGGUACGGGGGUGGAGAGGAGAGGGUAUUUAAGGAUUUUCAAUCCUUGGAGUCAAGGGAGGGAGUUUGAUGCGGAGGGGGGGUUUGUAAGGAGGUGGGUGCCUGAGCUGGAGGGUGUGGAUGGGAAGGUUAUACAUGAUGAGGGUGGUGAUAGAGGAAAUGUAUACCCAAGGCCCGUCGUGGGCCAUAAGGAAGGAAGGGAGGGGGCAUUGGAGAGGUGGAGGGCCAGGAGAGGAGCGGAGGGUUGA
Messenger RNA from Zymoseptoria tritici IPO323, 1779 nucleotides. RefSeq lists its product as uncharacterized. Gene Ontology annotation, cellular component: cytoplasm; nucleus. Bases 1 to 1779 code for a protein of 592 amino acids. The transcript has a single exon. The record is from RefSeq and is a predicted model, not a curated record. Gene Ontology annotation, molecular function: FAD binding; DNA binding. NCBI's taxonomy places the organism in Eukaryota, Fungi, Ascomycota, Dothideomycetes, Mycosphaerellales, Mycosphaerellaceae. Gene Ontology annotation, biological process: entrainment of circadian clock by photoperiod; circadian regulation of gene expression.